Siniperca chuatsi (mandarin fish) is the source of this 3299-nucleotide messenger RNA. RefSeq names its product sirtuin 7 (gene sirt7). Bases 590 to 1684 code for a protein of 364 amino acids. The transcript has 10 exons. Lineage: Eukaryota; Metazoa; Chordata; Actinopteri; Centrarchiformes; Sinipercidae. Gene Ontology annotation, molecular function: NAD+ binding. The record is from RefSeq and is a predicted model, not a curated record.
CUGUCAGGCCCAGUGAUUGUUUGCCAUUUAGCUAACCGGUUAGGUGGGAUUUCACCUGUAGGGGUUAUAAUCAGAAGGUGAAAGAACCAAGACGGGUUAUGUCAGAGGUUUCUCCAGGACUAGCUUAUUCACCUUAUUUUCGACGACAACAAGGGCGACGCCAUCGCUUUGUCAUCCGACUUCCGUUGAUCCAACUUCGGCUGAGAGGGACCUCAGUUAGCUAGAUCACCGAAAGCUACGAUGUCAAGUAUUAACCUGUAUGCUCAGUUAGGAGGUGCCAUAAUAAUUAGAUUUUAAAAAAAAAAGAAGAGAGAGUAAUUACAACAGAGUUACGAUCAUGAAGAGGGCGGGGUGUUGUGGGGCAUUUUACAGCUUGCACCCACCUCCUAAAGAUGUGGGGCACUUGAGGCUAACGUUAUGGCUAAGGCGCUAAAAAGUAGUGCAGACCCAAGCGGCCAUAUCUCGUCCUACCAUUUCGUGGACAGGAAGCCGACAGAUGUACACCCUACCCCGAGAGAUGGCUCGGAUACGAGGCUCCGUCUGGUGAUGAAGAGGUUGUCAGAUUCAGAUACAUUAAUGAGCGUAAGCGAUGCAGUGGAGAACUGUGAGGAUGACCACAUGCCUACACACUGUAAUGCAGAAACACAAUGGGAGGGAUCCAUCUGUCUCUGACCACAGCUAUGCUUCAGCCAGAUAUUACCUGUUUGUGUUUGAUGAUGCUGACGAGCUGAAAAGUAAAGUUAGGCAGCUCGCUGUGGCAGUCAAACAAGCAAAACACAUGGUGGUUUACACCGGAGCCGGUAUCAGUACGGCAGCUUCUAUCCCAGACUACAGGGGCCCUAAUGGGGUGUGGACACAGCUACAGAAGGGACUGACAGUCAGUUCUUCUGACCUGAGUAAAGCUGAGCCAACUCUCACGCACAUGUGCAUUAGGAUGUUACAUAAGGAAAAGCUGGUAAAGCAUGUUGUUUCUCAAAACUGUGAUGGACUUCACUUGCGUAGCGGUCUUCCCAGACAUGCCCUGUCUGAGCUUCAUGGAAACAUGUUUAUUGAGGUGUGUACCUCCUGUUCCCCGGUCAGGGAGUACGUGCGUUUAUUUGACGUGACGGAGCGGACGUCACUGCACCGACACGGGACGGGCCGCAGGUGCAGGCAGUGUGGCAGCGAACUCAGGGACACCAUCGUGCACUUCGGGGAACGUGGGACCCUGGAGCAACCUCUCAACUGGAAGGGAGCUGCAGAGGCUGCCAAGAUAGCGGACGUUAUCCUCUGCUUAGGCUCCAGUCUGAAGGUACUGAAGAAAUACGCUUGUCUGUGGUGCAUGAACAGACCAGCAGGCAAAAGGCCCAAACUCUACAUUGUCAACCUCCAGUGGACACCAAAAGAUGAUCUGGCUGCGCUGAAGAUCCAUGGCAAGUGUGACGAUGUCAUGAGCCUCCUAAUGGAGGAGCUGAGCAUUCAGAUUCCUGUGUAUAACAGGGCAGAGGACCCCAUCUUCAGUCUAGCCACACAGUUGCAGCCAGAAGAGGUCGACAGCUGUACUCGUGAGGUCAUAGCUCCCCCUAAUGGCCAGGUGGACUGCUUACCGGACUCUGGGGAGCAGGCAGAAGAAGCUGCAGCUGUGCAGGGCGGUUGGUUUGGACGAGGCUAUGGCAAAGGAAGAAAGAAGAAAAAAGCUGCAUAAUACUUAUUAUGACACAUAGACACAUAGAGUGUGGUCAAGUGAUAAAUCCCAAUGAGGGAUUCAAAUUUCAGUUCCAUGAUGAGGAUGAGUUGGACUUUCAGGUUUAGGGUGCUGUUAUGCAUUGGUAACAUUUAGUCAGAUGCAGUGUGUGCGUGCGUGUAAAGGGAAAAAUAAGUUUGCCAUUUGAAAUUAGCACUUUGCACGAUGAACAUAUUAUUUUAUACAACAUAAAGUUUUUAGUAACAUCUAAAGUAAGAUCUAAAAGUGGCUUUGGGUAUGCUACAUUUAUGGCAGCUAAGCUAGCUGUGUUGGUAGAGGUCAAAAUUAGCCCAGUACGGCUAGCAGAGCCAGCACAGCCUGUAAGACAAAGUUUGAAUGACAAAACCAGAAAAUGAUCUGGGUUAUUUUUACUAUAUCACACUCGCACCCUGUAGUGUAAGUGGCAGUAAAAAAGUUUCCACGUUGACACACAGCAUAUACUGGCAGCUUUAAUCAGUCACAAUGGAUACCAGUAGUGACAAGUUUUGAUUAAAAAUUCAUUGCAAAGUCCAAAGAAAGUUUUAAAACCACUCCUGCAGCAUUAUCAAUCUCUCUGCUGUUCCUCUGUAUGCUCAGUAUAUCACAAACAUACAUUUUCAACAGCAUAAAGUCUUCACAGCCUACGGGUGGUGAAUGAUCCUCAGAAGAUAAGAUUUUUGGUGGAGUAACACUUUAAACUUUAAAUGUGUAUGUUGAGCAUUAGCUAGAUGUAAACUGCCAUUGAGCUACUGGUGCUUGAAGUGUAAGUUACUGUAUGCUCACUGUCAAGUGGUAUCUUUCAGUGGAACACAAAUGACAUGGUGUUUCUAAGUGGCCAAGCCAGUGGAACAACAGCAGCACACUAAUGGCCAAUUUUCAAUUUCUGUGCUGCCACAGCUUUUACUGAGAAGAGAUUUAAAAAGGAGGUCAAACAUUUUCUACAUGUGUUGCUUAGAGUAAAAGUUAUUUUUGUAGUCUUUUUCAGAGAAACUUGCAUUGUUGAAUGUACCUUUUUUAACAAAGCUUAUUUGUGUUGAUGUUUAUUUUAAAGGUAUUUUGGGUUAUGAAAAUUAUUUCUAGAACUCGCAGUCGACUUAAACUCUGCUGUCACCUAUCCUCAGGUUUGCAGGCUAUGUAGUACAGCUACUGGACUGUACCGUCGUUUACUGAAGUUAUUGAAUUUACCUAUGUUUACAUUUUUAUCUAAUUUUUUCUGGAGACAAGGCAGAGACACUGUCUGACUUUGUCUACUGCAGUGUAAGAAGGAAAGCUGAUUUUUGAAUUUUUACUCACAUUUUGGUUAGUUAUUAGUUUGUGUCAUGUUAAUUUACUGUUUACUCAAGUGAUUGGAAACAUCCAAAUAUGUGUCUCUAUUAAUUUGUCUCAGGAAGAUCUAGUAUUAUUAGCAAUCUCAUCUUGUCCCAUAUAGUGUCUAGUUCUAAAAGGCCAGACUAGCCAUGAUAAGCUAGAGUUCAGCAUUCCUAAAACUCAUCCCAGUGGUGAAACUGGAUGUGAAGACUCCUUGGUUUUCAUUGUAUUUUGCAAAAAAGAUGCUAUAUUUGUGAGACAUUAAAGUGUUGUGUAUCUUGAUAAUCUC